This is a messenger RNA of Lingula anatina, 548 nucleotides long. RefSeq lists its product as uncharacterized. Gene Ontology annotation, molecular function: oxidoreductase activity, acting on the CH-OH group of donors, NAD or NADP as acceptor. The record is from RefSeq and is a predicted model, not a curated record. Lineage: Eukaryota; Metazoa; Brachiopoda; Lingulata; Lingulida; Lingulidae.
UAUUAUUAAUAUUAAUAUUGGACUUAUUACAGUGGUUCUGGUGACUGGCGCCAGUGGUUUCAUAGCAACACACAUUGUACAACAAUUACAAGAGGAAGGGUACCGCGUCAGGGCCACUGUCAGGUCACUGGAUAAUGAGGAGAAAGUUCGACAUAUCAGGGAACUCUGCCCUGAGGCUAAGUAUCCCGUUGAACUGGUUGAGGCAGACCUAAACAAUUCAGAUUGUUGGUCAAGCGCAAUCAAAGACUGUACGUACGUUAUCCACGUUGCUAGCCCAUUCCCUGCAGAGAACCCCAAAGAUGAGAACGAGAUUAUUCGACCGGCUGUAGAGGGCACCACCAGUCUGCUGAAGGCAUGCCAUGAUGCCAGGACAGUCAAAAGGGUGGUGUUGACAAGCUCUGUUGCCGCCAUUGCAGGUACAUUUUCCUCUGAACAAAACAAGAUAUUUACCGAGGAUGAUUGGACAGAUCUGACCAAAGUGGACCCCUACCCUAAGAGUAAGACACUGGCAGAGAAGGCUGCCUGGGACUAUGUACAGGGAUUGCCAG